AUGGAAAGCUCAACUCAUAGAAUGGAAGUAAGCGCAGGUCACGACCAUAGUGGCAUGCAUAUGGGAGAUGAGGAUGAUAUGUGUUCGAUGAACAUGCUAUUCUCGUGGUCAUACAAAAAUACAUGCAUUGUCUUUGAAUGGUGGCAUAUCAAGACACUACCUGGACUAAUUUUAAGCUGUUUAGCAAUUUUUGGGCUGGCGUACCUUUACGAGUAUUUAAAGUAUUGUAUCAAUAAGAGACAACUAUCACAGAGAGUUUUAUUGCCAAAUCGAUCCCUAACGAAGAUUAAUCAGAAAGACAAAGUCUCUAAUAGUAUCCUGUACGGUUUACAAGUAGGAUUCUCGUUUAUGCUGAUGCUUGUGUUCAUGACUUAUAAUGGGUGGUUGAUGCUAGCUGUCCUAUGUGGAGCAAUAUGGGGUAAUUACAGCUGGAAUGCAUCCUAUAGCCCUGAAAUAGAUGACAACUCGCUUGCCUGCCAUUGA
Messenger RNA from Saccharomyces mikatae IFO 1815, 483 nucleotides. It is a transcript of the gene CTR2, whose product is annotated as low-affinity Cu transporter. The record is from RefSeq and is a predicted model, not a curated record. Gene Ontology annotation, biological process: copper ion transmembrane transport. Lineage: Eukaryota; Fungi; Ascomycota; Saccharomycetes; Saccharomycetales; Saccharomycetaceae. The transcript has a single exon. Gene Ontology annotation, cellular component: membrane. Gene Ontology annotation, molecular function: copper ion transmembrane transporter activity. Bases 1 to 483 code for a protein of 160 amino acids.